UCAUGAACCAAGCAAAUCAAACUGAGUUCAUAAUACACAUUUAAAACUACCAUAAGCCACUUACACACCACCAUCUAGUUUCUCUCCUUUCCGAAUUCACAUAUGGGUUUUGUUGCAUCAAGCGAUUUCGAUGUGAAACUUGAGAAACAAGAAGAAGAUGGCUUCUUGAUUGCAAAAAUGGCAUGUUCAGUUGUGGUUCCAAUGGCUGUGAGGACCACAAUUGAGCUUGGUGUAUUUGACAUCAUGGCCAAAGCAGGCGAAGGUGCAAAGCUUUCAGCAAAAGACAUUGUGGACCACAUUGGAGCCAACAACCCUGAAGCAGCAUCAAUGUUGGAUCGUCUUCUUAGGCUUCUUGCAAGUCACUCAUUACUGCGUUGUUCGGUUGUUGAACAUCCAGAAAACCCUAAUAACUUGCAUCAGAGGCUGUAUAGCCUCGCACCUUGUUCCAAAUGUUUUGUGAGUGAUGCUGAUGGUGUGUCUUUGGGACCCUCAUUGUUGCUGUCUCUUGAUAAAGUCUUCUACGAAAGCUGGAAUGAAUUGAAAGGAGCUAUCCUUGAAGGAGGAACACCAUUUAAUAGGGCUCAUGGCAUGCAUGUCUUCGAGUAUGCAAAGGUUGAUGCUAGGUUCAACAAGGUUUUCAAUAAAGCAAUGCACAACUCCUCCACUGUAUUAAUGAAGAGGAUUCUUGAUGUCUAUAAAGGCUUUGACCACAUCAAUAAACUAGUGGAUGUUGGUGGUGGUGUUGGGGCAAUUAUCAAAUUGAUCACUUCCAAACACCCUUAUAUCCAUGGUAUCAAUUUUGAUUUGCCUCAUGUCAUAGAAUGUGCCUCAGCCUAUGAUGAUGGUGUGGAGCAUGUGGGAGGAGAUAUGUUUGAGAGUGUUCCAAAUGGAGAUGCCAUUUUCAUGAAGUGGAUACUUCAUGAUUGGGGCAAUGAAGAUUGCUUGAAGAUAUUAAAGAAUUGUUACAAGGCUAUUCCCAACGAUGGAAAGGUGAUUGUGAUGGACACAAUUCUUCCUACUGUUCCUGAGGACACAUCUUCUGCCAAGAACGCUUUUAGAAAUGAUGUUAUCAUGAUGACUCAAAUGCCCGGAGGAUUUGAGAGAACCCAACAAGAUUUCAUGAACUUGGCAAAUGGAUCUGGAUUUAGUGGCAUAAAAUUUGUGUGUUGUGUCUCUAGCUUCUGGGUCAUGGAGUUCUACAAGUAAUUCUAUGCACAUGUACAACUAUGUAUUAUAUUAUACAUAUUUGUAUCUCAAAUGUUGACACAAUAAUGUGUCUUGUUAAUUAGUUGUUUCAAUUGAAUAAGUGUGUCUGUUUGGACGUCA
This is a messenger RNA of Arachis ipaensis, 1326 nucleotides long. RefSeq names its product isoflavone 3'-O-methyltransferase 4. Gene Ontology annotation, molecular function: O-methyltransferase activity; protein dimerization activity. NCBI's taxonomy places the organism in Eukaryota, Viridiplantae, Streptophyta, Magnoliopsida, Fabales, Fabaceae. The record is from RefSeq and is a predicted model, not a curated record.